Molecule: messenger RNA, 2606 nt
Organism: Triticum aestivum (bread wheat)
Lineage: Eukaryota; Viridiplantae; Streptophyta; Magnoliopsida; Poales; Poaceae
Product: tyrosine N-monooxygenase-like
Exons: 2
Coding region: 996-2606 (536 amino acids)
Molecular function (GO): monooxygenase activity; oxidoreductase activity, acting on paired donors, with incorporation or reduction of molecular oxygen; heme binding
Source: RefSeq, a predicted model, not a curated record
ACAUUUCACUAGUUGUAACUUUAUUGAAAUCCCGAAUUAAUCUUACAAUGGAAAACAAUUUUAAAAAAGGAAAAAAAGAUGCUUCUGCUUUCCCUCCACAGACAUGGUCCAGCCCAUGAGGCAGCACGGGGAGCAGGGAGUACGCACCCCGUCGUGCGCUGGCGCGUACAGCGCUAAAUAGGAGGUCUCGAUAGCAUCUCAUUGAAUCCCGAAUGCAUGGUCCAACCAUCUCUUCAAACCGGAAGCUGCCCAUAUGGUCCAUCAUCCUGGCGUCUGAAAUACUUUUGGAAAGACAAUUAUGAUUAGAUCCUGGCGUCUGAAAUACUUUUGGAAAGACAAUUAUGAUUAGAUUUGGAUAAGUACUCUCGAAAAUCUACAAAUAGGAGAUGUUUUGUUCUAUUUUGAUUAUGUUUGGAUAGGCAAUCAUUAUUAUUAAUAUCAUCCUUCAUAUCUAGAUAAACUAAGACAAACUAUAAAUAGAAUAUAUUUUUCUUCUGUUUUGAUUACGUUUGGAUAGACAAUUAUUAUUAUUAGUAUCAGCCUUCGUAUCUAGAUAAAUAUAAGGCAAUCUAUAAGUAGAAGCUUUUUCUGUUUGGACUAUGUUUGGAUAGACAAUUUAUUAUUAUUAGUAUCAGCCUUCGUAUCUAAAUAAAUCUAAGACAGUCUACAAAUAGAAGAUUUUUCAUUCUGUAUAUAGUUAUUAUUAUUAGUAUCAGCGUAAAUACAUUUGAAAUGCCAUGUGAUAAAUGAUCCACACAUAAGGAAUGAAUAUUUUUCAUGGAAUAUAUCUAGACAUGUUUUAGUGUUAGAUAUGUAGAUACCUUCGUAUCUAAUAAAUCUGACCCAAUUUUUUGGGACCGAGGUAACAUAUAAAGAGGGGUCUCGCCCCUCAUGGGCAGAGCAGCACGGAGAGCAAAGUUGGCUUCCCUACACACCGAUAACAAGGAAAGCUACCUCGCAAGCCUGUGUACACUUAGCAAGCAGCAGUCUCCACAAUGCUGGCUUGGUGCUGCUUUGUUGUGUCCCAGCUGCUCAUCAUAAUAACGCUCAUAUACCUUGUCAUGACCAAGAGCAAGGUCCACGGUGGCACGUGCUCAUCAGAGAUGGUGCCGCUUCCACUUCCGCCGGGGCCAUGGCCAUGUCCACUGGUGGGUAGCCUGCCCGAGAUGGUGCUCAACAAGCCGGCGUUCCGUUGGAUCCAUCGCGUGAUGAAGGAUAUGGGCACUGACAUCGCCUGCUUCCGCCUCGGCAGCGUCCACGUCAUCCCAAUCACAUGUCCCAAGAUCGCAAGGGAGGUGCUCAAGAAGCAAGACAAAAACUUCUCGUCUCGUCCACUCACCUUCGCCUCCGGCACCAUCAGCAGCGGGUACAAGGACGCCGUGCUCUCGCCGUUCGGCGACCAGUGGAUGAAGAUGCGCAAGGUGCUCACCUCUGAGAUCAUCUGCCCCUCCCGUCACAAGUGGCUCCACGACAAGCGCGCCGACGAAGCUGACAACUUGACGCGCUACAUCUACAACCUCACCGUCGGGGGGUCGUCAUCUUCAACAUCGGGACUAGCCAACGUCAAUGUCAGGCACGUCGCGCGACAUUACUGCGGCAACGUUAUCCGUCAGCUUGUCUUCGGCCAACGAUACUUCGGGGAGCCUCAGCCGGACGGCGGGCCGGGGCCGAUGGAGGUGGAGCACAUGGACGCUUCCUUUGCCCUCCUAGGGUUCACCUUCGCGUUCUGCGUCAGUGACUACCUCCCGUGUCUACUUGGCCUAGAUCUCGACGGCCACGAGAAAAUUAUUAAGGAGGCCAACACAAAAGUGGAUAGACUGCAUGAUGUGGUCAUCGAAGAGCGUUGGAGGCAGUGGAACAGCGGCGAGAGGCAGGACGGGGUCCAGGACUUCCUUGACGUUCUCAUCACGCUUGCCGACGGUGACGGCAAGCCGUUGCUCAACAUCGAUGAGGUUAAAGCACAGUCCAAGGGCAUAAUAUUAGCGGCCAUAGAUAACCCGUCAAACGCAGUGGAGUGGGCACUGGCGGAGAUGGUGAACAACCCAGAAUUGCUGGCCAAGGCAGUGGAGGAGAUGGACUGGGUGGUUGGUCGCGAGCGACUGGUCCAAGAGUCGGACAUCAUGCAGCUCAACUAUCUCAAGGCGUGCAUACGUGAGGCAUUUCACCUCCACCCAAUCGCUCCCUUCAACCUACCGCACGUCGCGAUUGUCGACACCAUUGUUGCGGGCUACCGCGUGCCCAAGGGUAGCAACGUCAUCCUCAGCCGGCUGGCCCUGGGCCGGAACCCCACCGUCUGGGAUGAACCGCUCCACUUCAAGCCAGAGCGCCAUAUGGGAGACAACAUCAAUGUGGUGCUUACCGAGAGCGAAUUGCGGUUCAUCUCCUUCAGCACCGGACGGCGAGGAUGCAUCGCGGCAUCACUAGGAACAACCAUGAGUGUCAUGCUCUUUGGCAGGCUCCUGCAUGGCUUCACCUGGACCAAACCGGUUGGGGUGUCGGCCAUCAAUCUCAGCGAGUCCAAGCACAACCUCUUCAUAGAGAAUCCGCUAGUGCUACAUGCUGAGCCACGUCUUCCAGUGCACCUCUACCCUCUCAUGCAUGUUUGA